AUGAUACAAAGUGCUGUGGGCAGUGUCGAAUUCAUUGCUAGCCAUCUCAAAAACAACCAAGAUGACCGUCAGGUGGUCGAGGACUGGAAAUAUAUUUCGAUGGUGCUGGAUCGGAUUUUCCUGAUUCUAUUUACUGCAGCCUGUAUGCUUGGCACUGUCAUCAUCAUUCUUCGCGCUCCAACUAUUUCUGAUACUGUCGCUCCGCUGGCAUAA
Molecule: messenger RNA, 213 nt
Organism: Gongylonema pulchrum
Lineage: Eukaryota; Metazoa; Nematoda; Chromadorea; Rhabditida; Gongylonematidae
Source: the annotation of a GenBank genome assembly